CUGUCUCUGUCUGUCUCUCUCUCUCUGUGUCUCUGUCUCUGUCUCUCUCUCUCCGGGGGCUUGAUUUGGGCUUUUCUUUCUGGUCCUCAGAACCUGCUGACGGAGGAACUGGAUCCGGUGGUGCUCUCCUCCAGCUGGGACAACCAAGGCAAGUUCCUGCACCAUUUUGCCCAGGAGGGGGCGCUGCGGCAUCGAAGGCAAGCUGAGAAAGGGAAGCGACUGCGGCCAUGCCGGACAGGAACCAUCUGCGCCGCUCACUAUGAAGUCCAAGCCACCGUAGGACGAGCUGGGAUGCAGGCAGAUGCCAACGGGACCAUCCGCGGGUGGUCGGAAGCGAAGCUCAACGCCACCAACCCCUUGCGCUACGACAACAGCCGCGGCGAGUUCACGGUGAUCAAAAGGGGCCUGUAUUACCUUUAUUGCCAGGUGAGCUUGUAGG
Molecule: messenger RNA, 439 nt
Organism: Notechis scutatus (mainland tiger snake)
Lineage: Eukaryota; Metazoa; Chordata; Lepidosauria; Squamata; Elapidae
Source: RefSeq, a predicted model, not a curated record